AUGUCGACACACCCCCUAGAAGUCCCAGAGAUCCUGACCCGGAUCGGCCAGUUCCUCCCCCUCUGGGUAGAGCAAGACGAUAGCAACCGAGGCGAAAAGAUCAUGGCCUUUGAGCACCGCACCCUCCUCUCAUCCAUGCAGGUCUCCAAACUGUGGUACCAGACCCUCCUCCCAAUCCUCUGGUUCAGCUACGACGGCAUCAAGAUGUCUGCCAUACCACAGAAAGUCAUCACCCGAUACAGUCCGUACUUUAGGAUAUUCCGUUCCUCUGGUUGUCAUUCUGGCCCGUUCUUGUCGACCCACCUUGUUGAGUUGACGAUUUAUAUUCAGAUGAUGGAUCAGAGGAUUAGUUUGGAGGCACAGAGAGCGUUGAUUCGGGCCAACCCGCGGUUGAGAUACCUCGUGUGGCAUGGACCAGACAGGACGACAGAGUUGGAGAUGGAGGAUUUUGUGGGGUUGAAGUCGUUACAGGAGUUGAGGCUGUUUCAUUGGGAUGGUGGAGAGAGACGACUGGCGAAGGUGCUUGGGGCUGUAAAGGAGACGAUUAGGACGUUUGAGGUCAGCAGGAUCAAGGGUGUGUUGCCAGGAGAUCUUUCGGGGGCGCUUCAUCGGCGGUUGAAUCCUGUUUAUCAUCCUGAGGAACAGGAGGAUGACUAUAUCAUCAGUCUCAACAACUACAACAGGAGCAACAGCGACAGCAACAGCGCAGCGACAAUGACAGAGACGGACCUUGCUGCGCUCGUUCAAACGGAGCAAGAAGAGGACAGGCUUGUGCUUCCGUAUAUGGAAAAGAUCAAGGUCAUCUUUGACAGGAACCCCGACUAUGUCGAGCUGGCACAGUGUUGCCCCAAUCUUAAACGUCUGACCGUCACAGGAUUAGGACACGGGGAGACAUAUCGCCUAUCCUUAUGCUUGCGCGAUCACUGUCAGAAGCUCAGAGUCCUCGUUCUCAAGGAUGUUCUCCUCCCGCAAGAAGACGCCAUCCAACUGUUGCGAUCGUGUCUCUCUGCAGGAGGGCUCACAAAGAUUCAUAUGGACGUGAUAGGGUUCGAACAGGACUGCAUCUCUGCAAUCCUAUUGCACGCCUCGACACUGGAGCAAUUGACGAUCGCCAGUACUGCGGAGGAUGCGGUGGAUCUGGAGGGGGUGUUGAGGAUUAUGGUCAAGUGUGAGAAAUUGAGGUCGUUGCGGUUUAUGCUGGAUACGUCUGUGCCGGAUGUGGAUGUUUUGGAGGCGUGGAGGGCGGAGGCGUGGGCUUGUACCGGGUUGGAGAAACUCGGGCUCGAGUUUAAUUAUUGCGAGUUUGGAUACGAGGAUUACAGUGAGGACGACGACGACGAGGAGGAAGAGGAGGAGAAGGAAGAGGACUAUCUCGAUGGGGGUGGUGGUAGUAGUGAGGACAAGGACAAGGAGACAGUAGAUCACGAUAGAGAGAGGAGGGAGGAGGAGGAGGAAGUUCGACUGGACAAAUUGACCGUUGGACUAGCAGCAAAGAAGGGCAAGGAGGAGGGCGAUGGAGGAGAAAAGAUGAUAAUAUCGAGCGAGACACCGUACAUGGGGUGGUACCGUCAUCCACAGGAAUCGCACGACUUUGGAGCAUCGAGGAGGAGCAGGGAUGAGACGGACAAGGCUGCGCUGAGGAUGCUGUUUGGGAUGGUGGAGGGGUUUAAGAAGCUGCACACGGUUAAGUGGAAGGACAUUGAGUACAGUCGAUCAUCUACUCCUCCCAGGUGUCGUCAUAUCAAAUAG
Molecule: messenger RNA, 1749 nt
Organism: Linnemannia hyalina
Lineage: Eukaryota; Fungi; Mortierellomycota; Mortierellomycetes; Mortierellales; Mortierellaceae
Source: the annotation of a GenBank genome assembly